This is a messenger RNA of Oryctolagus cuniculus (rabbit), 1797 nucleotides long. The record is from RefSeq and is a predicted model, not a curated record. NCBI's taxonomy places the organism in Eukaryota, Metazoa, Chordata, Mammalia, Lagomorpha, Leporidae.
UGGAACCUGGUGUGCGACUCCCGGGACCUGAAGCCCAUGGCCCAGUCCAUCUACCUCGCUGGGAUCCUGGUGGGAGCUGCCGUGUGCGGCCACACCUCGGACAGGUUCGGGCGCCGGCUGGUGCUGACGUGGAGCUACCUGCAGAUGGCCGUGUCGGGCUCGGCCGCUGCCUUCGCGCCCAGCUUCCCCCUGUACUGCCUGUUCCGGUUCCUGGCCGCCUUCUCCGUGGCUGGCAUCAUGAUGAACACAGGCACCCUCCUGAUGGAGUGGACGUCGACCAAGGCCCGGCCCCUCUUGAUGACCCUCAACUCCCUGGGCUUCAGCGUCGGCCAGGUGCUGACGGGCGCCGUGGCCUACGGCGUGCGCCGCUGGUCGCUGCUGCAGCUGGCCGUGUCCGUGCCCUUCUUCUUCUGCUUCGCGUACUCCUGGUGGCUCCCGGAGUCGGCCAGAUGGCUCCUCACCACGGGCAGGCUGGACCGUGGCCUGCGGGAGCUGCGGAGGGUGGCCGCCAUCAACGGGAAGACGGCAGCAGGGGGCGCACUGACCAUGGAGGUCUUGCUGUCAGCCACGCGGGAGGAGCUGAGCGGGGACCCAGCUCCGGCCCGGCUCAGCACGCUGCUCCGCACGCCCGGACUGCGCCUGCGGACUUGCAUCUCCAUGCUGUGCUGGUUUGCCUUCGGCUUCACCUUCUACGGGCUGGCGCUGGACCUGCAGGCUCUGGGCAGCGACGUCUUCCUGCUGCAGGUGCUCAUCGGCGUGGUGGACGUGCCGGCCAAGGCCGGCGUCCUGCUGCUGCUGAGCCGCCUGGGCCGCCGGCCCUCGCAGGCCGCCUCCCUCGUGCUGCCCGGCCUCUGCGUCCUGGCCAACACGCUGGUGCCCCAUGAGAUGGGGGCCGUGCGCUCAGUGCUGGCCGUGGCGGGGCUGGGGUCCUUGGGGGCCGCCUUCACCUGCAUCAGCAUCUAUGGUGGCGAGCUCUUUCCGACGGUGCUCAGGAUGACGGCCGUGGGCUUGGGCCAGAUGGCAGCCCGCGGAGGAGCCAUCCUGGGGCCCCUGGUGCGGCUCCUGGGCGCCCACGGCCCCUCGCUGCCCCUGCUGGUGUACGGGACCGUGCCUGUGCUGAGCGGCCUGACGGCGCUGCUGCUGCCCGAGACGCGGGGCCUGCCGCUGCCCGACACCGUGCAGGACCUGCAGGGCCGAGCGGCGGAGAAGGCCACGGCCAGCGCCGCGGGCUCGGCGGGGACCUCUGUCCUGAAAUGCACGCGGCUCUAGCCUCCCGGCGCCACGGACCGCAGCGGGAGGCUGCUCCACUGCCCUGGAAAAGCGGCCUUGGCUUCCAGGGGCCCAGGACCACCCUCGGGCGUCUCGGGCGUCCUGCUCCCCUCCCGCGACUGCCCCCUCUCGUCAUCCGCAACCCGGAAGGGGCAGUGGCCGGCUGCCGGGCAGGAGGCUGCCUGGCCCGAACUCACCCCAACCCCUGACCCCUCCUGGCUGCAGGGAGGAGAGGGGCGGGGCCCGGGGCAAGCCCCUCCCCCUCACUGCCCCACCCGCUGCCUUGCCAGCUUGGAGCUGACCUUACAGGACUACGGCUCCUCAGCCCCACCCAGGAUCCCAGUGACCUGGUCCGCCCCCUCGGGCCCCUCCCACCUUGUACGUGGCAAACUCCCCUCCCCCUUCCAGGCCCGUCCAGCCCUGACCCCUCCCACCCUCCAGCCUGGGUGUCCCGAGGGUCAGGCUCCCAGGCAGAGCUGGCUCGGGGGCUUUGCUGGGACAACUGAGUAAAGACCAAGUACCAAUGAC